GAUUUGGACAUAAAAGACAUGCCACCCCAUCGAUCUGCUAACCAGCGCUGGAUUUUUUUCUUACAAGAAUCUCCUCAUCACACUCCAAACAUUUUAUAUGACCUUAAUAAUAUUUUCAAUUGGACAAUGACUUACAGGUUUUGUUAAUAUGCUAUUUGCCUGAAUCUCAGAUUUUCUACAUCAAACACACAUCUACAUAUAACUGUAGAACUGAUUCUGACAUCUACAUGCCAUACCCUGUUCUGGAACCGACUGCAGGAUCUUCGUUUGAAUUUCAAAUAUGGAACAAGACGUUUGAACCUGAUGUUUUGAAGGACCAAAUACGACAGAAAAAAAACUCGCAGCGUGGUUUGUUUCAAACUGCUUCACACAAAGCGGGCGGGAAAAAUAUGCUUCUGAGCUACAAAAGUACGUUCACGAUGACGUAUAUGGAAAAUGCGGACCUUUAGUGUGUGCCAAUCAUCUUCAAUGCUACCAAAUGUUAGAGCAACAAUAUAAAUUCUACCUCUCUUUCGAGAAUUCCAUCUGCCGCGACUAUGUUACAGAAAAAUUUUACAACGCCCUUCUCUUCAAUGUCGUGCCAGUAGUUUAUGGUGGUGCCAAUUAUAAUGCAGUUGCGCCUAAAGGCUCUUACAUUGAUGUUCGUGAUUUUACGUCAGUUCGGCAUCUUGCACAGUACCUGAAAUUCUUGGAUAAAAACGACAGUGCCUACUUGCGGUAUUUUGAUUGGCGGAAAACUCCAUCAGGCAUAUCAGCCUUACCGCGUUUUAUUCAAGGCUGGUGCACGCUUUGCAGUAUGCUUAAUAACACCUCGUUACCCUUAAAGUCUUAUUCAAAUAUUCAUUCCUGGUGGUUUGAAAAAGGCCACUGUGAAAAUGAUCGUACAAAUAUUCACAAGUUAACAACUUAGUGUCAUUACCUGUGUUUAUCGAGCGAGACUUGUUAAAUAAAGAGAUUUACGUUGCUCUA
This is a messenger RNA of Daphnia magna, 969 nucleotides long. RefSeq names its product alpha-(1,3)-fucosyltransferase C-like. The transcript has 5 exons. Lineage: Eukaryota; Metazoa; Arthropoda; Branchiopoda; Diplostraca; Daphniidae. Gene Ontology annotation, molecular function: alpha-(1->3)-fucosyltransferase activity. Gene Ontology annotation, cellular component: membrane. Bases 479 to 910 code for a protein of 143 amino acids. The record is from RefSeq and is a predicted model, not a curated record.